AUGGUUUUAAAAAAAAUUAGAACUGAAAAGCAAGAUGUUUUCAGUCAAUCAAACUUAGUACAAGAGUUAAAUGUAAAAGUGAUCAAAGCUGAAAUAUCUAACAAGAGAAUUUUAUUACUUGUAGCUCUCUUAGGAAUAAGUCUUGCUUCAACUUUAUGGUUUACUGGAUUUCAAAGUUCUGUAUUCAAAGAGUUCAUUUGUUGGAAUUUAUAUAAAGAUAAACUAUUAAGUGAAUACAUAAAAGAUUAUGAUGUAGUAUCUUGCUACUAUAAUUUGCCUGAUCCUCAAGUACCCAACAGUUCACAACUUAUGCCUGCUAAUAUUCAUCCUCAUUUAUGCACUCACAUUAAUAUAGCAUUUGCUCAAAUAAAAAAUAAGCAAAUCUAUUUAGAAGACUCACAGUACAAAAUUUUACAUGACCUUGUUAAAAUAAAAAAGGACAAUCCAAACUUAAAGAUCCUCCUCUCUGUAGGAGGUGCUGGUAGUCAUGAUGGCUUUUCAGAAAUGGUAAUAAACCAUGCUGCAAGGAAAACUUUUAUUAGAUCAAUCAAAAGUAUAUUAAAGAAGUUUUCACUAGAUGGAAUAGAUUUGGACUGGGAGUAUCCAGCUAUACAACUAUAUCGGAACAGGUUAGGAAAAAGGGAGAGGCAGCAUUUCUCUCAGCUGUUGCGAGAAAUUAGAGCUGAAUAUAUAAGAGAAAAAAAAGAUUAUUUGCUUACACUUGCUGUGGCUGCUCCACAAGUAAUAGUUGAUGUCGCAUAUGAUGUGGAUCAAAUUAAUAUGUAUGCAGAUUAUGUAAACUUAAUGACUUAUGAUUUUCAUUCUUAUACAAAAUUCACUCCAUUCACUGGUCUUAACUCUCCUCUAUAUGCAAGACAAGGAGAAGAAUUCUACUUUGCCACACUUAAUAUAAAUUAUACUGUGCAAAUGUAUAAAGACAAGGGAUUGGAUCCAAAGAAAAUUGUUGUUGGAAUACCCACUUAUGGGCAUACAUUUACAUUGAUUAAUAUUAACAAUACUAAGAUUGGUAGCCCCGCUUUGGGCUUUGGUAAGCUGGGUGACUUAGGCUUUGUAAACUAUCCUGACAUCUGUGUAUUCUUGAGAAAAUAUGAAAAUAAAACAGUGGUUAAGAACGACAUCCAAGCACUGGUGCCAUAUUUAUACAAUGACUCUGAAUGGGUAUCAUUUGACGAUACAGACAGUGUUAUAGCUAAAGCAAAAUAUAUUAAAGAUAACAAACUGCGAGGUGCAAUGAUCUACUCAUUAAAUGCUGAUGAUUACAAUGGGGUGUGUGAGAAGUUAUCGGGCAGGGUUAAGUUUCCACUCUCUAUAAGCGUUAAAAAUACUCUCAAUAAUAAGCAAGUACCAUCAGAAACAUAUUGCAAGACA
This is a messenger RNA of Brenthis ino (lesser marbled fritillary), 1389 nucleotides long. NCBI's taxonomy places the organism in Eukaryota, Metazoa, Arthropoda, Insecta, Lepidoptera, Nymphalidae. The record is from the annotation of a GenBank genome assembly.